Molecule: messenger RNA, 3646 nt
Organism: Oncorhynchus tshawytscha (Chinook salmon)
Lineage: Eukaryota; Metazoa; Chordata; Actinopteri; Salmoniformes; Salmonidae
Product: E3 ubiquitin-protein ligase znrf1
Exons: 5
Coding region: 878-1522 (214 amino acids)
Source: RefSeq, a predicted model, not a curated record
GCUCACACUGCGUUCGUCUGACUUGGUAGCCUGGGGCGAGCCAGACAUGCGCCUUCAUUGGAUUUCUAAAAGAUAAACAAACAAUUAGGACAAUAUUUUAAUAAAUUCCUCGUGAUUAAGAAUAUAUAUAGACUACUGUAUAUUCCCUAUUCACACGCGUUACAUUGUUAAUCCGAGUAUGCGCACUGAACGCCUCCAUUGUCUACCAGCAGCAAGGAGUGAGAGCGAGCGCGCGGAUAUGAGAAUGCAGGGGAGCGGCAUACAUUGACCCAAAUCUCCGGGAACCGGAGAACAAGCGGACCCGGACACACGUAUGUCGUUGGAAAGACAGACUGGCAGACAGACAGCAACAGUUGUCAUGGAUAUGGUUAUGAUCAGCUGAACCAGUCUUCAAGACAAAAAUAAUAACAUUAAAGGGGGGUAGCCUAGCCUACUGCAGGGAAGCGCGACUGUCGGAACCGUUGUUGCGCUUUGUGCUUGUCAUCAUCCCUGUUGUGAUUUGGAGCAGGCUGUCCUGUCAUUCGUUGUGAGGGGAAAACGUUUUGCGUUUUGCUUAUCUUCAUCAAAGGGAGUUGUUUUUCUGUCAUUCAUUUGACAUCAUCCUCCUAUAAAUGAUCGUUUUUCUCUGUUGAGCUGAAUCAAAACAUUCGAGUCGCUCAUGUUCCUGUCAGGGAAAUGGGCUGUUGCGUCUGUUAUACACAGCUGCUUUAGUCAGACUUGACAACCGGGAUUUUUUAAAGCUGCCGUUUUGUCCCUGGCAAGAGGCGAUCAAGUGCACUGCAGACAGGCGUGUCGGGGGCGAUUCCAGUGACGGCUCUCGACUCUCUGCGGGAGCCCCGUUUCAACAGCCCCCACCCAAUUUUAUCGGGCGAUUUGGAUGGGGGGCAAGCAGAGUACGGCAGGGCGGCCCCGGGGUGCUUUUCACGGUGUCUCGGCGGAUGACAGCGCAGUGGCACCCUCGGCCCACUUUGGGCACUACCGACCAAGUGGCACUAUGGGGUUACGCAGCCGCUCAGUGAGUUCUGUGGCUGGGAUGGGCAUAGAACAUAGUCCUACGGUGCCCUUUGGUUUUUAUACCCCCAGAGGAACAGACUCGGACAGGGCUGGAGGGGGGUCUGGCACUAACGCCGCCCAUGGUAACGGCUACCAGGAAACGGGCAGCGGGCAUCACACGGAUGGUAUGCUCUAUCUGGGCUCCCGAGGGUCGUUGGCAGACACCUUGCCCCUGCACAUUGCACCCCGGUGGUUUAGCGCCCACAGUGGGUUCAAGUGUCCUGUCUGCUCCAAGUCUGUGGCGUCUAAUGAGAUGGAGGUGCACUUCAUCAUGUGUCUAAGCAAGCCCCGCCUGUCCUACAACGAUGACGUGCUGGCCAGGGAUGCCGGGGAGUGUGUAAUCUGUCUGGAGGAGCUGCAGCAAGGAAACACCAUUGCCAGACUGCCGUGCCUCUGCAUCUAUCACAAAAGCUGUAUAGACUCCUGGUUUGAGAUCAAUCGUUCCUGCCCUGAGCAUCCUUCAGACUGACUGACCUCUGUGCUCCUACUCCUACUGUUCAAGGACACUUUAUGUUCCUAUCAUGGAUAUCUGGACACUGAAGUAACCAAAAAAACUAAACAAUCAAAACAACAUCUAUCAAAACAUCUAUCAAUUGAUCUAUCAAUCUAUCAAGAGAAUUCCUAGCAAACGGAACCAAAAGAAAAAACAUUAAGCUUAUACUUUCACUUCCACAUGCAUAAAAGAGUGCCCCUCCUCCCUGCCACCUCCCCCCUAGCCCUAAAGGCUGCUAACUGCCGGUCCCUAUGUUGGCCCAACUAGGCUGACCAUCCCAACUGCCUCACCAGGCUGCUUGGCCCCCCAGCCAGCCAGUCACCAAGCCACAUGGACUGGUCCUCUCUGGGCUCCUCCGGGGGUCUGGCCCUUGCUCUGCUCUGCCUUCCAUUUUGCCUCCUGAGUUUGGCCCUGCCUGGCUCCAUAUCACUCAUCUGGAUCCAGCCAUCUCAUGGCCUUCUUCAGGAAGAAACAGAGGAGGAUAAUGAAGAUUAAGAAAAAGAUGAAGAAUAGGGCUGGAUGAACCCUAUGUGCCAGGGCAGGGUCGACUCCCAGGACUUUGUCUGGUAAUGCAACAAAAUGCUUUCCCCCAAUCCCCAGAGUUACAACACCCACCCACCCAAUCAUUAGUUGAAGAGACAUGCGCUUGUCUUAGUCUUUACUUUGAGGUGGAGCAGCGAUAUGUGAAGUGCAGCAUUGGUGUGGCAGGCAGGGUCUGUCUAUGUAGGUUUCUGUUUGGGUUAUGUGUGUGUAUGUGUGUGUGUGUGUGUGUGUGGAGGGGUGUAGAUAAUGCUUCUAUAUGUGUCGGGGCAGUGAAAAUAUCAGUCAGACUACACUUGUUCUGUGUGCGUUAGUGUGUGGAGGGGUACGUCGUUUAUGCUUGGUGGUGGGUGAAAGUGUGUGAGUGUGCUUAUGUGUCGUGGGGGACUGUUGGGGGUCGUUGGUUUAUGUUUUUCUAUGUUCUGGGGCUGUGAGGAUGACGUCCGUAAGCAUACAUGUGGUGUGGUUGAGGUUGGGGUGAUGAUGCAGCCAUCUCUGUAGUGUGAGAGCCUGAUUUGCUAAAGGGUCAAAUAGAAGUCUGAGACAAUACUAAGUGUUGGUCUGUGUUUGAAAUGUUUACAAUUUAGAUGUCCAUUUUCCCUGUGUGAAUGUGGUAUCGCUCCCUUUAUUUUGCUAAUGUUUACAGUUACAUAAAAUCGACAUGACAUACACACUCUUUCUCCUUGCUUUUGUCCACCAGGUUUUUGCUGCAAUGGGGAAACGCUGACCAGAAUUAGUCAUUUCCCUAUAAGGGCCUUGAGUGUGUUCAUGUGUGUGUAUGUUUGAUGCCUCUUGGUCGAAGCUACUGUCUGUGCCCCACAUGUUUUCUAAUGAAAUAGGUCAGGUCCUCUCUGGUUGUGUUGGCUGAUGUGACUUAAUGUAAUGGACGUAUUAAAGACCUAUCAACCCAAAAAUGACAGUCACAUCGUGGAGCUAUUCCGGGGUUAUAACUUAUUUAUUCACAUUUAACAAGAUUUGUUUUCGCAAAACUGUCAGAAAACAUACAUUACCCUUCAGAAUGCCUCUAGUGUAUAAAGAAUAACAGAAUGAUGAUUCUGGAAGAAAAAAACUAACAUAGCUCAACAAAUGGGUGAAUAUUUUUUCAAUUUCUGUAGGGUGAAAAUGUAGAGAAUAUAGUACCUGUGAGGCCACUAUAAACAAUUCAUUAGCAAGCAGACAACCACCAAGCUUCAACUGAACAAGGAACACAGGGAAGACAGACUACUAGUCAGUUAUGAUAGAGUAUACUAUACAUAUUCAUGUCUCUUACUAACUGUAUCCCUGCCCGACUCUGCUAAAGGGCCAUAUACCUUGAUUUCAUUUAAUGUUUUGAGAUGACUUUUUUUCCAAGGAUGUGAAUGGGUGCCUGUUUUGGAGGUACCAACUAAUUGUUUGAUGAUUUUGAUGUGCAAUCUGUGGGAUGAAUACUGAUAAUGAUAUAUACACAGUAUCAGUCAAAAGUUUGGACACAGCAACUCCUUCAAGGGUUUUUCUUUAUUUGUACUAUUUUCUACACUGUAGAAUAAUAGUGAAGACGUCAAAACCUUCAAAUACCACAUA